AUGGUUUCCCUCUCCAAUAUCCAUCAAACCAACGCUUCAGCCGCAUCAAAGCUACCACCAGGCCUCGUCGCUGUCUUUGCUGGUGCAACAGCAGGUAUCGGUGAAACAGCCCUGAAAGCUUUUGCCAAACAUGCUCCUCGACCCAAGAUUUACUUUAUCGGUCGGUCUCAAGAAGCAGGUGAUCGAUUACAGAUUGAGUUGAAGGACCUGAACCCUGAGGGAAGCUAUGUCUUUAUACAAAAGGACAUGAGCUUGUUGAAGAAUGCCGAUGAAGUGUGUCGAGAUAUCAAGAGUAAGGAGACGGCGUUGAAUGUACUGUUUAUGAGCCAGGGGACGCUUAGGAUGGUUGAUACCAGCGAAGGACUUCCUAUGGUCAUGGCACUUUCACACUACUCCCGCGCUCGUCUCACAGUCAAUCUUCUCCCCCUUCUCCAAAAGGCAUCUUCUCUACGAAGAGUCGUAACAGUCAUGGCUGGUACACACGAAGGACAAAUUUUCGCAGACGACAUCGCAUGCCGCAACAUUCCUUUUACAAGCAUCCACCGCUGCAGAGGCCACAUGUGUUCCACUCUAACCCUCUCCCUCGAAGCGCUGGCUCGUCAAGCACCAGAGGUAUCAUUCAUCCACAACUUCCCCGGCUCCGUAGACACAGAUCUCAUCCGCAGCGGAGACGGGAUCAUGAUGCAUAUUAUGAAGUACUGGUUCAAGAUCAGCAUGGCUGUCAAGAGGUCGUGGCUUCCGAAGGAGGAGUGUGGGGAGAGACAUGCGUGGUUGUGUUGGAGUGGGAUGUUUCCUGAUAAGUUGGGUCAGAGUGAUAAUGGUGUUGAGAGUGCUGGGGUUGCGGUUGGUGUUGAUGGGAGUAGGGGAAGUGGUGUGUAUAGUCUUUAUUGGGAUGGGGAGAGUGCUGGGGAUGAGGUUGUUAAGCUGCUGGGUGAGUACCGAGAGGAGGGGAUGGUUGAUAAGGUGUGGAAAGAUCUGGAGACGGAGUUUGGUAGGAUUACGGGGAAGACUUGUAUCUAG
Molecule: messenger RNA, 1020 nt
Organism: Fusarium venenatum
Lineage: Eukaryota; Fungi; Ascomycota; Sordariomycetes; Hypocreales; Nectriaceae
Source: RefSeq, a predicted model, not a curated record